AUGUCCUCUCAGCAGACCCAGUUCAAAGGUUACGCGGUCAUUGCAGACCCGAAGGAUCUGAAGAAGCCUUGGACCAAUUCCCAGGUCAUCGACUACAAGCCCAAGGCCUUCGAGGCCGACGACGUCGAAAUCGCCAUCACCCACUGCGGCGUCUGCGGCUCCGACGUCCACACGCUCACUCAAGAUCGGGGUGAGUCCAAGGUGCCCCUCGUCGUCGGCCACGAGAUCGCGGGCCGGGUGACGCGCGUCGGGGACAACGCCAAAGACAUCCAGAUCGGUGACCUCGUCGGCGUGGGCGCCCAGCGCGCAAGCUGCCUCAAGUGCCGCGCCUGUCAGGACGGGUUCGAGAACUACUGCCUAGAGGCCAUUGACACCUACGGCGGGUACUCCACCGCCAUUCGCGCCCAUCAGCGCUUCGUCUUCCCCAUCCCGAAGGAGAUUGAGCCCCGCCAUGCUGCCUCCAUGAUGUGUGCAGGUCUCACGGUAUACUCUCCACUCAAGACCCACGGCUGUGCGCCUGGCAAGACGGUCGGGGUGAUGGGGAUCAGCGGUUUGGGGCACUACGCGGUCAUGUUCGCGAAGGCGAUGGGUGCCAAGGUCAUCGCGUUCACCGAUGACAAGUCCAAGCUCGAUGAAAUCAAGGAGAUGCGCGCGGACGAAGUCAUUAACACCAAAGAUAACGAGUACUGGAAGGACUACCCGCAGGCGCUAGACAUCCUCAUUUCAACGCGAGAUGUCCCCAGCGACAACACUCCUCUCGGCGACUUCCUUUCCAUGCUCUACGUACACGGCUGCUUCAUCACAGUAGGUAUCCCUUACAUCAAGGACCCGCUUCCACCUGUGCACGCGUUCAACCUCGUCCCAAACGGAUGCUUCGUGGGCAGUAGCAAAAUCGGCAGCAAGGAAGACUGCCUCGAGAUGCUCGAGCUCGUGCGGUCGAAAGGCAUCAAGCCGCGGAUCGAGGAGCUGCCAAUGAAGGACGCCGCGAACGCGUUGCAAAACUUGCGGGACAACAAGGUCCGGUACCGCCAGGUCCUUACACAAGACCUCCAGUGA
Messenger RNA from Epithele typhae, 1056 nucleotides. RefSeq names its product GroES-like protein. The transcript has 4 exons. Gene Ontology annotation, biological process: alcohol metabolic process. Gene Ontology annotation, molecular function: alcohol dehydrogenase (NADP+) activity; zinc ion binding. The record is from RefSeq and is a predicted model, not a curated record. Bases 1 to 1056 code for a protein of 351 amino acids. NCBI's taxonomy places the organism in Eukaryota, Fungi, Basidiomycota, Agaricomycetes, Polyporales, Epitheliaceae.